GCAGCCGGCAGAGCAGCCGCGGCGGUGCCACGAGUAGUAGGAGCAGCGGCGGCAGCUUGAGAGCCUGGCAGCCAGACGAGCGCAGAGGCGGCAGCCGCUUGGCAGCCGGGCUCAAGGUGCAAAGUGCCAUCUUCAAAAAGGAAUGCUUCUGCCGACAUCCUUCUAAUUGGUGUUUGCCCCCCACCAAACUCAAAUCAUGGUGAUCAUGUCAGAUUAUACAGCCGUUCCCACCUCAAGCCAAAGCCACCAAAAGCCUCUUCGGGUUGGAUUUUAUGAUAUUGAGAGGACCUUGGGAAAAGGCAAUUUUGCUGUGGUCAAACUUGCCAGGCACAGAGUAACCAAAACGCAGGUUGCAAUAAAAAUUAUAGACAAAACACGGUUAGAUUCAAGCAAUCUGGAAAAAAUCUAUAGAGAAGUUCAGAUAAUGAAGCUAUUGAAUCACCCCCACAUAAUUAAACUGUAUCAGGUUAUGGAAACAAAAGAUAUGCUUUACAUUGUAACCGAAUUUGCAAAGAAUGGUGAAAUGUUUGAUCACUUAACUACACGUGGGCACCUGAAUGAACAUGAAGCUCGGAAGAAAUUCUGGCAGAUACUUUCAGCUGUGGAGUAUUGUCACAGCCAUCACAUAGUACACAGGGACCUCAAAACGGAGAAUCUUCUCUUAGAUGCUAACAUGAAUAUCAAGCUUGCAGACUUUGGAUUUGGAAACUUCUACAAAUCUGGUGAACCUCUGUCGACCUGGUGUGGAAGCCCACCUUAUGCAGCUCCAGAAGUUUUUGAAGGAAAGGAAUAUGAAGGCCCAUAUCUUGAUAUAUGGAGCCUUGGUGUGGUGCUGUAUGUCCUUGUCUGUGGUUCUCUCCCAUUUGAUGGACCCAAUUUACCAUCUUUAAGACAAAGGGUGCUAGAAGGACGAUUCCGUAUUCCCUAUUUCAUGUCCCAAGAUUGUGAAAUGCUUAUUCGACGGAUGUUGGUUGUGGAUCCUACAAAACGAAUUACAAUUGCUCAAAUAAAGCAGCACAAGUGGAUGCAGGCCGACCCAUCUCUUCAGCAGCAGCACUCUUUACCCUUCUCCAUGCAGAACUACAACUCCAACCUGGGAGAUUAUAAUGAACAGGUCCUCGGGAUCAUGCAGACUCUUGGCAUUGACAGACAAAGAACGAUUGAGUCUUUACAAAACAGCAGCUACAAUCAUUUUGCUGCAAUUUACUACCUUCUUUUGGAGCGCCUCAGGGAGUACCGUAGCAAUCAAUUGUCGCAUCGCUCAGUAAGCAGUCGCCAGCAAAGACCAAGAAGUUCAGACUUCAGCAACCUUGAGUUGACCCAGGAUAAAAUUGCCAGUGAGAACUUGAGAUCAUCUCUGCUAUACCAUCAGUCUCCGAACCUGAUUCAGUCCCCUUUGCAGGCAGAUAUGGAUUGCGACCUGAACACCCCAUUACAGCCCUUGUUUUUUCCUAUGGAUCCGAACUUCAACACCCUUUUCAGGAAUCGUUCCAUCUCUCCAAACAGCCUCCUGGAAACUACAAUCAGUGAGGAAGUAAGGCAGGACAAGGAACUGGAGGAUGAAAUCAGAGCUUUCAAUCCAAUUGGUUUCCCCAUCAACACAAGUCGAAGGCACACAUUGGCUGGAGUAACAACCCAUUUUUAUCAGCAUUCUCCACCAUGUAUAGUCAUUUCCUCUUCUGCAAGCCCUACAGAAGGAACCAGUUCGGACAGCUGUCUCCCUUCGUCAGCAAAUGAUGGCUCUGAAAUGCUGAGCAACUGUUUGGAAAAUCAAAUGAACCUUGGUCACCCAACCACAGCUAGAGUUACAUCAUCAUUCCUGACUUCCCAUUCAGAUACCCCAGUAUUGCAAACUCAGGGCUGCAGGGGUGGUACUUCUCUGUUGCCUGUCAGUUUCCAAGAAGGAAGGAGAGCUUCUGAUACCUCAUUAACUCAAGGCUUGAAGGCAUUUAGGCAGCAGCUCCGAAAGAAUACUAGAGCCAAAGGUUUUCUCGGACUGAAUAAAAUCAAAGGCCUUGCUCGCCAGGUGUGCCAGUCCUCCUCUGUUCGGAUAGCACGGAAUGGCCUGGGCCCUUUCCAGCAUUCUCAGCAGAAUACCUGCAUAUACAGCAGUGGGGGAAAUGGUAGCAGCAGCAGCAGUAGCAGCAGCGGAAGUGGCAGAGAGAGCAGGAACUUACUUGAAGAGGUGCUCCAGCAGCAAAGAAUGCUCCAGCUACAGCAUCACCAACCAACCUGUCACCAGCCUUCUCAGUCGCACAACAUAGAGCUCGCUUUACAUAACACUCGGUUUCUUCAGCCUCACCUCUUUGGAGUUGCUGUCUCUCCAGUAACUUCAGCUGCUCACCUUCUCGAUACCCAUCUACAUAUUAGUAGCAGUGUAUCUCCAGUUGCCUCUAUGUUUUCUCAACCAAGUCAUUUUACUGUGCAGCCUCUGAGCUAUGACACAGUUACUUUACAGCAUGGGGACUGUGAAAUGGAGGAUCUUACUUCAAACCAGAUGGGGAAAUUUGUCUUAGUCAAAUGAGAUUUUUCUUCUGUUUUCUUGAUCAUCAUCUUCAGGAGAGAGCAGUUCUAUUACUAAAACCUACAAAUGAGAGAUUUUAUUUUGCUAAGUGAAUAUCAGAAGCAAUAACAUGUUUGAAAUAUGUGAAGAGGCCAUUCAUUUGAAGAAGCUCAUGUCUAUAAAACUGAAAAAGCAAUACUUAGGUCCUUUGGCUUCAAUAUUCUUGCACUGAACAAAUAUAAUGAGAAAACCUUUUUGUUUAGUAGAAACUAAUGAGUCGGGGGGGGGCAAGAGGAAAAUAAUGGUUUUCUGGUACUGUAUUAAAGUCAGAUCUGCUGUUAUAUAAGAGUAAAUGGUUGUUUCUGGUUCUGUUGUAACAGGAAAAGCCUUUUCAAAGAAGUGAUUAGUGUUAUGGUAUUCCAAUUCACUUCACUUGUUUAUGGAUUUGUGAAGAUGAUUACCUCUUAUAAAAACUAUCACGAAAACUCACAGUAGCAUUAUGCAUUGUAGAAAUAUAAUGCUCAAAGCAUCUCCACUUUUUAUGUUCAUGCUAAUAAAACCAACACUUUUCAGUUUUUCUUCCCUACUCAGAUGAUCAUAGCUUGAUAAAACUGUGAACAUUUUGCUUAGUAACUCUCCUGUAGAAGCUAAGAAAAAUUUGUAAUUACGAGAAACAGUUAACAUUAUAAGCAACACUGAGGAUUUUGUUCUGAGACUACAAACUGUUUUUCUGUCUUUGUUUCUCUUUAGCAAGAGAAACUUAAGAAUAUAUUAUGUAUUGGCUUGGAAUUGCUCAUAACUGCUUUAGGAAAUAUUAGGGUGAAAUAGCAAGAGCUGUUGGGGUGGAAAAUAUAUAAACAAAAGUUUUGUUUCGUUUUCCUUCUCAAGCCAUGACCUCACUUUGAGGGUGUGUGCUAGGCAUAAUGUUUUAUAAUGCUGUACACAUUUAUUGCUGCUACAAAUGAAAUUUUUAUGCAUUUCCUUUCAGGGUCCAAACUGAACUGGCUUGUUGGGAAAAAGUGCAAUAUUUUAAAAAUAAAACAGUUAUUUUGGCAGUUGAAAGAAUAAGAAAGCACAACAGUGAUUUUUGAACAAAUUAGUUACAAUGGGAAGAACAGCACAACUUUGGGGUUUUGUUGCUUUGUAUCUGAACAGAUUGGUUUUUCUAAAAAAAAAAAACUAGAUUUUUUAAUGUGUAGUUUAAUAUGGUCUGUUGUGUGCACACAUAACAGGAAUUGGAAAUCAUGACACACUACGAGAUAGCCUUUUGAAUAAGCUCUUUUUUUUUGGUUCAUGACGUAUUGUCUCUUACCAUAUGGUGGCUUCUAUCUACAUUGGUGGAAGCCAGGCAUAGUUUGGCACAGAAAGGGAAGAUGGUGGCCAUCCUCCGUCAGUGGGUAGAGGAGGAUGAAGAAGUAGGUUAGGAGCAGGUGAGCAUGCGGUGAGCCAUCUGGGCUCCGAGUUACGAUUUGGAUGCCAAAACUAGUUCAUCCUGUCUACUUCUUUAAGGACCCAUCUCUCUAAAAAUAACUCGGGUGCCUUCAAGUUGCUGCUGCUUUGUGCAGCCUGCAGUGUUAUAUAUGUAAAAAAAGAAUAUAUAAUAUAUAUAUAAAUAUAUAUAUAUAUAUAUAUUAAACAAAUAAACCAAAGAUUGUCUGGCAGAUGGGAAGAGGGGACAGGUAAGAUGAUAUAUGUUCAGUGACUUUGUUUGUGACUCUUGAGUUUCAUUCAUUCAUGUAUAGUGUCUGCACGUCUGGGACCUUGGGUUGCUGUUUCUGCUGCUGCUGCUGCCUCUUUGUUUUGUAAGAUCUUCAAGGUGAAGCUAAAUUACUUCGUGUAAUCUCUGACUGGUGCCUUUCAGCAAAAAAAAAAAAAAAGUAAGAUAAAA
This is a messenger RNA of Pantherophis guttatus, 4391 nucleotides long. It is a transcript of the gene SIK1, whose product is annotated as salt inducible kinase 1. Gene Ontology annotation, biological process: microtubule cytoskeleton organization; protein phosphorylation; intracellular signal transduction. Gene Ontology annotation, molecular function: ATP binding; tau-protein kinase activity. The record is from RefSeq and is a predicted model, not a curated record. Gene Ontology annotation, cellular component: cytoplasm. NCBI's taxonomy places the organism in Eukaryota, Metazoa, Chordata, Lepidosauria, Squamata, Colubridae.